Molecule: messenger RNA, 1480 nt
Organism: Neurospora tetraspora
Lineage: Eukaryota; Fungi; Ascomycota; Sordariomycetes; Sordariales; Sordariaceae
Exons: 1
Coding region: 463-1251 (262 amino acids)
Source: RefSeq, a predicted model, not a curated record
AUUCGCAUUCAUCGCAUUCGUUCAAGACAUACUGUUCAGAUGGCUGGCCCUUUCUAUAAUGACCGGUAUUCCCCCUUCCCAGACCGACGAAACCGAUAAUCUGGAUCGUCGAAGCUCGCACCUACCUGCUGGGAAGUACGCACAGGUUACUUAGUUGACCCCCUUCGCCGCCGGGCAAAGAAGUGGUGCUCGAUUAGAUCACGACUUCCCAGAAAACUUCCCAAAAGUCGACCAUGACUUGACAACAACAAAACCCGGCGUUCGUUCCUGCUUCUUGCUUCUUGUUUUGGAACCAUUAGGCCCUCAGAAGUUUUGGUUAUGAAUCCGUCCCCUUCGACCUUUUGAACUCUUCCACUUACUUCGCCCAAAGACCCCCAGUUUGAAUACGGCUUCAUAUGGUUAUCCAACAGACACUCGCUCGUUGUUUAUCUCUCAGACUACUUAUCUCAUCAUCCCUUAUUGAUGGUUAUUCCAGACUACUUCACCAUGUUUAACCAACGGAUCUGGCGUCAAGAAGCUCAAGGGGAGGAGCCCCAGCAACAACCGACACCAUCGGCCUCCACAGAACCUCAGCAGAAUGCCGGGGCUCAGCAACAGACGACCCCUCGGGACGGCAGCGAUUCGAGUGAGAGCAGUUUACACAUCGUUGAGGACUACUGGUUCGGUCCGAACAGCCCAUCGAGGAAUGAUCAACAAAAGUCGACUUCUCAACAACCCCCUCCUCAACUGCUUCCCUACGUGGAAGACCCCAAUGCUAUCGAACUCGAGAAUAUCAACCCGCAACAGGCUUCCGGGGCUCAGCUACAGAAGACCCCUCGGGACGGCAGCGAUUCGGGUGAGAGCAAUUUAGAAAUCGUUAAGGACUAUGUCGAGAAUCUUCCCCAACCUCCUCCUCAACUGAACCCCAACGCGGCGGAAGACCCCAUUGCUAUCGAACUCGAGAAUAUCAACCCGCAACAGACCCGUGCCGGAGGCAAUCAGCAGCAGCAGGUCCAGGAACCACCCAAGGCCGAUGAUGGCACCGCCAUCAACAUCGAGGUCAGAGGCUUCGCUGGGACUCUAGUACUUCGUUUUCUGGCGUCAUUUUGCAUAUCUAAUACCAAGAAUCGGCAGCGGCGAGAAAACUUUGCUCCUGCUCAAGCCGACGGCGGCGGCGACGACGUUGACGGAGAUAUCGCACCCGAUCUUGGCCCUCCUCGUCCUCCGCAGGACCUACCUGUCAAGGGAUAUAUCUUUCUCUGCUUAGGGUAAGUUGCCAGCCAGUCUCUGUUCCUCCCUCCUGACCUUCGCUGACAAUGAUCCCUUCAGAGUCGGUUUCGGUCUCUUCCUUUCCAUGCUAGACACCACCAUCGUAGCCACCAGCCUGUACGAAAUCGGCCGCGAAUUCGACAAGCUAGACGCCGUGAACUGGGUUGCGCUGGCGUACACCUUAGCCUUCGUCGGGUGUGCCAUCUUGUUCGCCAAGGUGUCGGACGUGGUG